This is a messenger RNA of Coturnix japonica (Japanese quail), 7646 nucleotides long. The record is from RefSeq and is a predicted model, not a curated record. Lineage: Eukaryota; Metazoa; Chordata; Aves; Galliformes; Phasianidae.
CAAGAUAGUACUGUAUAAUUGCUUUAAUAAAGGCAUCCUAGAUCAGAAUUCUUUAUUUCCAAAGGGAACCACAGUCGUUUCCCAAAACAGAAGAAACAGAGAAGCAAUCCUGCUUUGUAAAAGGGAAAGCAAAAGGGGAGGAGAUAAGCGGUACCUCCCAGACACCCUGCAACUAUUUCCUUCUUCUCUGCAACACCCAGCCUCUAACUUGUUUAGUCUGCAGCAUCUUAGACAUGGCUAUGGAAGGUUAAACUAGAAGUGUGUAAGGAAAGUUGAGAAGAGUAGUUCAGACAAAUCUUGGAUGCUGUGGUUUGCUGCUUGAGCAAAAUAUGCUUACUGGACAACUGUAGAAAGAAAACUGCAGAAGAGAACAGUUACAGUUUAUGCAGAAAGACCACUUUUACCAAGACCAAGAGAACUGUAAGAUGCAUUUUUGCUUCUCAUUCAUCUCUUCAGAUGCUGCUGACCAGCUUGAUUUUGUUUGAGAAUACUUAUUGAAUGCAAAACAUACUGAAAAGAAUGGAGGAAGCAAACAGUGAGAAAAAAGAGAAGUUACAUUUAUAUCAACAUACUGAAAAGUGGACAAAAGAAGAAGUCAAACAAUUCUUAAUUGAAGAUGUUAAUAUUGACCAGAAAUAUGCAGAAAUCCUGUAUAGCCAAGAUGUAACUGGUUCUAGUUUGAAACUAUUGACUAAAGCAGAUCUUGUGGAUAUGAGCAUACCUCAUGGGCCUGCUGUUCAAAUCAUUCAUUUCCUGAAAAAGCAUGGCAUUGUCGCUGAAAGUUCAGACCCGGCUAUGGGACAAGAAGGCAGUGAACAGUGUCUUGAUGGAAAAGUGGAUGGAGAAAUUGCAAAGAAGGAGUGCAAGGAAUACAGGUCAUCGAACUCCAGUAUAUUGCAGGACUCUGAAAGGGAGCCUAUAGAGAAUAAAAGAGAGGUAAAGACAGCUGAUGAGAGUGUACCAGACCAGUCACUGUCAAGCAGCCAGCACCCAACCAGAAACAUGUGUAUGCCACAUCCUUUUGAUAAUUUCAGUGAUGGUACUCGAUAUAUACAGCAUAAUAUUCUUAACGUUCCUGAAACGGGGCCACUCAAUCUCAUUGAUCCAGCACAUGAAUUCAAAUUACUUACCAACACAGAGAAUGCACUAGAAGAGGAUAUUAAGAUGAAAUUCAGCAAUGAAGUCUUUAGGUUUGCUUCAGCCUGCAUGAACUCUCGCACAAAUGGCACUAUUCAUUUUGGAGUACAUGACAAUCCACAUGGGGAAAUUGAAGGAAUAAAAGUUACCAAGAAAGAAGCUUACAUUGAGCAUUUUAAUAAAUAUAUUCAAAAGUACUUUGUUGGGGAAUACAUUGGAACUGCAAAAGCUUGCAUUAGAGAUCCUAGAUUUGUGGAAGUAUUAUUACCAAACGGAACUCCAUCAGAUAUGUUUGUCAUUGAAGUAGAUGUGGUUCCCCAAUACUCCAUAUGUCAUACAAAAUACUUCUCUACUAACAUAUAUGAUUUCAAGAGCAAUGGUUGGAAAAAAGCUGUCUUCAUCCGGGAUGGAGCUAGUUCUAAAAAUAUUCAAGGUACAAAAGAAUUUAAAACAUUUACAUGUAAUUUGCCAUUAUUAGCAGACUCCCGUAAAAGAGCAGAAGAAGAAUAUAAUUUAAAGCAAAAGAAGACAACACUUGAAGGACGAAAGCUAGUUAGUCUGCUCACUGGCAACAGAGAUGUGCUAGAUGACUCUUAUUAUGACUACUACAUUUUGGUAGCAAACAAAAGCCUUUCGAGUCAAACAUCACACUUAGACUUUAUACAGGAAAUAAAAUGGUUUGCUGUCCUUGACUUUGAUUUUGAAUCAGAAAUGAAUGGUGUACUUAAGACUUACCGAAAAAAUCUAAGUGCCAAAAUUCACUUCCCAUCUCAUUAUGAGAACAAGAUGGGUUCAGUUGCUGAACAAGCUGAAAAGCUGAAUCUGCAUCAGGAGACCAACUGGAUUUUCUGCAAUGGUGGAUCAGACUUAAAAGGAAAUAAAGAACCACCAUUAGAUCCCACUUCAUGGCAACGAGAGAGGGCUGCUGAAGUCCGAAAAUUGAUUUCAUUUCUUUCACACAAGGAUGUAAAGCAGAGUGGAAAGUUUUUAAUAGUGUUUCUUUUGCUUUCCCGAGUGGAAGAUCCAUUGGAUCCCUUUACUGAGACGUUUGUUACAUUCUACCAAGAAUUAAAGGGACUAGAAGACAUGGUCUGCAUUUGCAUUGGUACAGGUACGUAUCAGCGAUGGAAAGAUCUUCUUUGUGCUAGAGGUGUUAAAGAGGAAGAACUUUCAAACAAAUGUGUUUCUAAUUUAACCCUGGAGAUGGUAAAUGGUACCAUCACAAGAGCAAAAUCAAUGACAAAGUCUUCCAGAAGACUUCUGCCUUCUGUUGGUGGUUCUACCACUCUCCUAAAGAAGGAAGAUGAUUUCACAGAAGCACUGGAAAUACUGUGUGAAAAUGAAUGCAAGGACACAGAGAUAGAGAAGAAUAAAGAACAAUUUAAAAAAUUCAUGGAAGAGAGGGAAAAAGAUUUUUAUCGAGGUGGUAAAGUGUCAUGGUGGAAUUUUUAUUUUUCUUCUGAAAAUUAUACAUCAGAUUUUAUCAAAAGGGAUCGUUAUGAAAACCUUGAAAAUCUAAUUGUGUCUUUGUCAAACAGUGCUAAUCAGUCACCUGUAGAAAUUGUCAACCUUUACCACCAUCCUGGCUGUGGUGGAACAACAUUAGCUAUGCAUAUCCUCUGGAACCUCCGAAAGCAUUUCAGAUGUGCCGUUCUGAAAAACAAAACAGGUGACUUUGGAACGCAGCUGACAACUUUAGUCACCUAUGGAGCAAACAAUAACAGUGGCUAUUUACCAGUGUUACUUCUUGUGGAUGAUUUUGAAGAUCAAGAAAUCGUCUAUCUUUUGCAGAAAGAAAUUGAGGAAGCUAUAACAGAAAAAUGCAUUCGGUAUGUAAAUCCUUUGGUGAUAAUUCUGAAUUGUAUGAGAUCUCAGAAUCCUGAUGAAAGUUCCACAAUCAAUUCCUUGAAUAGCGUUUCUUUGAAACAGAUUCUUUCUGAAAAAGAGCAGAGAGCCUUUGAUCAGAAACUAAAAGAUAUUGAACAGAUGCAUCAAAAUCCUGACAAUUUCUAUUCAUUUAUGAUUAUGAAGAAAAACUUUGAUCCAAAGUACAUAGAAAAAGUGGUUAAAAAAACCUUGCAUAACUUGGAUAUGACCUCUAAACAAGCACAACUUGUUUGCUAUCUAACACUGUUAAACUCUUAUGUAGGAACAUCUACACUUUCAAUAUCACUAUGUGAAGAAUUCUUGGGAAUUAAUUCUCGAGAUUCUGGCAACAAAGACAGACUGAUAGAAAAAAUGGGAAUCUGUUCCAAUAUUCUAAUGUAUGUUCGGAGACAGGAAUACACAAGAUACCGAGGUCUACGUAUUGUUCACCCAUUGAUAGCAUGGACCUGCCUAACAGAAUUUAAGCAAACAUAUGGCUUGUCCAAAAGUGAAAUAAUAUUGCAGUUAUUGAAAGAGGAUUUAUUUUAUGAAACUCCGUUAAAGAAACUUAUUCGUGACAUACAAACCUUGCUGAUUACUAGACAGCGUAAAGAACAUGGUGAUGAUUUAGACACGUUGUUUUCCCCUUUAAUUGAAGCUAUUCAAAGAGAAGAGGAGUCUGCUAUUGUGGAAUGUGUGUUAAGACAAGCUUCCAUUAGGUUUAAGAAAAAUGCUCUCAUUUGCCAAGUCUUAGCAAGAUACUUUUACAUCAAAGAGAAAAAAUUUGACUUAGCAUUACUCUGGGCCAAAGAAGCCAAACAGCGAGCACCACACAGUUCAUACAUAUCAGAUACACUAGGUCGAGUCUUUAAAAGUCAGCUAAGAUACUGGGUAGACCACAAAGCAAAGAGUGCAAAUUUAACAGCUGAGAAACUGGAACAUUUGCUAGAUCUUGCUUACAAUGCUUCACAAGCUUUCAGAAUAUCUCAGCAUCAAGCUGAAAAUGAAGGCAAUGAACAUCUGCAGCGUCAAAAGCUUAAAAAUAAGUUUCAAAGUUACAAUACUUCUGGUUAUCUGGGAGAAAUAGAAACUGGUCUUUAUGUUAUUGAUGUCCUUACACUUGUUCCUUUCAUCAGCAAAGAAGUCUUGCAGUGUAGAGAAAACAUGAUAAAUCAUCUAUCAGAAAUUAGUGGUUUCAUUACAGAGAGUGAAAUGUUUGCAGCACUUAAACGUUAUUCCAGCUUUAUAGAUAAUUUGCAAUCAAAUUUGAAAAGGGCGUUUGAUUUUUUUGAAGACUACUUUGUGUUUUUCAAAACACGGAUGAAUGAAAAAGAAAUUGCAGAAGCAAAUAUAUACAGAAAGGUUCAAGAAUGCUUUACUAAAUUCACAAAAAUAUUUUGUGAUUGGAAUAUUGAUCAGCUGAGAAGCCAACAGCUCUUAAGGUGUCCCUUGACUCAGAAAAUAGAAGCAUUCAGAAAGAUAAUGGAGGCCUCCAAAGCAGACUCGUUUUCUGGACUUUUGGCAUACCUUCACAAAAAUCACAGAAAAGAUGAUAGUGAAAUAGAAAGCAUAGUAUAUGCAUAUGCACUUUUGUGUGAUGAGAAUCUACAAGCAACACUAGAAGAAAAACAGAAUUUUAUUUUGGCAAAUGUUGUUCUGAAUUGCAUUAAUCCUAAAUCCACUGAGUUACAUCAUUUUGAAGGGCUGAGAAUUCAACUUCGAAGUAUUCUGGACAGAGUGGAACCAAAUUCAUACUGUGUAGAGCCUUUCUUUCUUGCCUCCUUGUUGUUCUGGCCUGAAAAUAGAAAACAACUAAAUGAAGAUUCCAGGAAGAUGGACUACUAUCUUAUGCGCCUAAGUGAGUCAUUCAGAAAGCUCUAUGGAGCUGUGCAUCAUUCCAAGCAACCUCUGGCUCAUUUCUAUCUUGCAAAAGGCAGUGGUCUGAACAAAUUUGUUCACAAAAGAAAGAUAGACCAGCUUUGUAGCUCGCUUCCAGAACAAAAACUGAAUUCCCUCUGGCAGAAAGGAAAUAUCUGGGAGGAAAAGGCUGUUCGUGAUCUUUUGCUUCCUUUAGAUGGGAGAGCUGAGGGUACAGUUAUCUAUGUAAAUUAUGGCAGCAAUGAACCCUAUAGGAUACCAGUGCAGCCUGCUCUUUCAUGCCUAUCGAAAAAUGGCCCAAAUAUACAAAGAGUGUCUUUUUACCUUGGUUUUUCUAUUGCUGGUCUCCUGGCAUACAACAUACAAAGUUUAUAAUUAAAACAAUAAGAGCUGCAUUUUAGUAUAAAUUAUAUAUAUGAACAAACAAAUUAUAAAACAUAAUAUUUAGAAAACAAAAACAUAAUAUUUAGAAAAUGUGAUGGAAUUAAAUGCUAUGAUUCUUAACAACCCUGCUUUGUUAGCUUUUUUGGCAUUACUGCCAGGGAAAGAUGCUUCAACACUAUCCUCAGUCUUUUGCUUAUUGUAAGAAGGAUUAUAUAUUAUAAAACACACAUCAAGCAACAUUCCCUGACACUCCUUUGUACCUGGUGAAAUUUCAGCACAAGAUAUAUAUAUAUAAAUAGCUAUUUUAGUUUCAAAGCACUGUGGGGUGUUUUGUUUGUUUGCUUUUGUUUUUGUAUUGCUUUUCUCAUUGUAUAUGUUUGAAUUUGCUUACAGACCUUUACUAAUAACCAAGAUAUGCAUCUUGUGAGACAACAGAAGCACUUUAACUUCCUCAGGGCAUUAUGAAAUGAUUGUUAAAGAUGCAGCUAAUUCCUGCUCCAUAGUAAAAACAAACCUGAUUGAAGCCAAUUUAAAUAUAUUUUUUCUUUUGCGGUCUGCAUGCAACUGCUUUUUAAAAAAUGAAAAGAUACAUUUUGGCCUUUCUUUUCAUUAUAAAACUCAUGGGUUCUUUCGAGUUCUCUUACUGCAAAAAAAAAANAAAAAAAAAAAAGAAAGAAAAAAAAAAGAAAGAAAAGAAAAGCAAUUUAAAGACUUUAAAUUAUCAGUGACUGCAUUGGCUUCCUCAUGUGUAUAAACCUGCCUUCUUUGUUUGGACACAAUCAAUGUUCCAAAACCAGUAAAAUAUACUGAUGUGAAACACCAGAAACAUGAAGUUACUGCCACCCAGCAGGGAUGAGGCACUGUGCAAAAUGUGGCAUUUUUCACUAUAUGCAGUUCAUGAAAACUGGAGGAGUUUGGCACAAUUAACUUCCUGAGAAAGGUCUUCAGGGUAGAUCUUUUAUCAGCCCGCAAGUCCUCUUUUCUCCUUGUGUCAGGCAAGAAGGCAAGCAAAAAUAAAUGACUUCUCAGAAGAAGGCAAAUAAAAAUCACUGACAAAAAGAAAAAGAGUAAAGCAGCAUGCCAUUCCACUGUAGUGCAACUCUUUCAGUUGCAAAUGUGGAAAGGUAGCUUUACUAUAUAAUGCAGACUGCUCCUUAGUCAAAAUAUAUUUCUUUUGGCAGCUCCCUAUUGCAGUAACCAUUUCCCACUGACUGCACACUGUUUUCUCAUGUAUGCACUUUGUUUCUAAUGGUAUACUUUUAUUUCGGGUAGGAUGCUCUAGGAUCAAGUUGAAAAGUAAUUCAUAAUUUGUUCCAAUUAGUUCUUAGGAGGUCACUGUACAAUUUAACAUUGUCUAUUUACCCUUCCAAAUAAAGAUUUACAGCAAAGAAUUUGCCUUGUCUUCUUCAGAGCAACUGGAGACUUCAGUCUGCAUCUCAGUCAUGUUUCAUAAGAACUGCAAGUUUAAGUAAUGUUUGAAAAGAGCCUUAGCUGAGGGGCAGGUUAAAAGGAGGAGAUAUAGAAGAGGUGGCACUUGAAAGGGAAAAUCAUUGGGGACAUGGCUGGAGAUGCACUGCUGUAAAGGAGCAAUGCAGGCUGAGGCUGGGACACCUCUGAGGGACUGAAUCAUAACUCCGACUGACAUAUAGGAAACAAAUCAGGAAGAAGGGGCAAUGGAAAAGAUGAUGAAAAUAAUAAGAAGGACAAGUAGCAAAAAGAAAACACUACACACAUAUACCAACUUCCUUUGCUGCCAUUCACACUACCAGAAGCACUAGGAAGGACUGAGUAUAACACCUUGUGAAGACAAAGUUGGAUGCAUAAAGAGGUGCUGGACUGAAGUUCAGCCUGAAGAAGGAGGAAAAAAUGCAUUUCCCAAUGAUGAUCUUUAAGGUCCCUUCCAACACAAGCAGUUCUAAGAUUCUAAGUGUUUGCUUAGCUGUCUUUUGGCUUGUCAACAUUCCAAUCUGAAAUUAAAAGUUAUAUUUAAUUUGGCAAUAAAUUAAGUUAAAUUGCCCAGUUUGAGACUGUUCUGCCUGUAAUGUGCCCAUUUACUAAUAACCCUUGUGUUCUGGCAUAGUGGAUUACAUGCUAGGCUCACUACAUGCCUACGUGAGUGUACGGAAGUAGAUUUUAUUAUUUUUAUAUAACAGUCUGUUUUUUAUAGAAUUGUAAUUUUAUCAGUAGUAGCUUAUUAAUAAAUACAGGAAUUUGAUAACAUCCUUAACUGUGCAGUGUGGAACUGUACUUGAUGAUACAUAUCAUAUGCAAAGGUCAACAGAAUUGCUCUUUGCAAGUAUUUCCUAUUUUCCAUUACUUUGUACAAUGGCUUAUAACUUUGUUAAUCACUGCACUUGAAAACUAAACUCUCCCAUGCCAAA